AUGGCAUUGGGCAGUAUGUUCAACUGGGGAGGCAAUUUCAUCGUUAGGUCUUUCUUUACCCCAUACUGA
This is a messenger RNA of Acanthoscelides obtectus, 69 nucleotides long. Lineage: Eukaryota; Metazoa; Arthropoda; Insecta; Coleoptera; Chrysomelidae. The record is from the annotation of a GenBank genome assembly.